GGCUUGAGAACGCAGAUAUGGCUGCUGACAUUCCUCAUUUCACCUUGAACGAUGGAACGCGAAUCCCGUCUGUUGGCAUGGGAUGUUGGAUGGGCAUCCCAGGUGGGGGCGAGAGUGCCGAAAUCAUGUGCAAGAAAGCGAUCAAAUACGGCUAUCGCCAUUUCGAUACAGCGUUUGGAUAUUUCAACGAAGAGCACGUUGGAAAAGCAAUCCGAGAGUCCGGCAUUCCGAGAUCCGAAUUUUACAUCACUACGAAGUUAACAAACUCGGACCAUCAUCGAGUUAGAGAAGGUUUCGAGACAUCGUUGAAGAAUCUCGACUGUGACUACAUAGACCUGUAUUUGAUGCAUUGGCCUCAAGCCACGACGGAAAAGGGACCGAUUCGACCUGAUGAGUCGCCUACCAUCAUCGAUACAUGGAGAAACAUGGAAAAGUUACUGGAAACUGGCAAGGUGAAAACCAUCGGAGUGUCGAACUUUUCCAUUAAGACGCUGGAGCAACUUCGCCUACACUGGUCAGUCGUGCCAGCUGUGAAUCAGGUCGAAAUGCACCCAUGCCUCCCUUGCGAAGACUUGAAGGCAUAUUGCGAUGAAAAGGGCAUCCUACUCGUAGCUUAUUCUCCUCUUGGACGCCCGCUUCCAGGCCAGUCCCAGACAGUCUUUGCCACUGAGCCUACCAUCACACGCAUUGCCGAAAAGCUGGAAGUAACCUGGGCGCAAGUAGUGCUCAGUUGGGGCGUUCAACGCGGAACCUCGGUCAUUCCAAAGAGCGAAAACGACGAUCGCAUGAAAGCUAACCUCCGCCUUAUCAAGCUAUCGGUAGACGAUAUGAGUGCACUGAAUAAUAUACACAAGUCUCCGGGCAUGCACAAGUCUCUGCUGGCCUAUCAUCGUCCUGAUGGUACCGUCUUGGGCUGGACGUACGAGGAACUUGGGUGGAACCUGAAGCCAGGAGGAAUAGUCGGUUGAGGAACCGGUGCAUGUUUUGGCUGGUCAGGUUUCAGUAUUUGCUGUUUUUCUACAUACGUGUAUAGUCGAGACAGCAUCGCGGCCAUGGACGGCGCACAAACUUCCGUGCGAUG
Molecule: messenger RNA, 1081 nt
Organism: Punctularia strigosozonata HHB-11173 SS5
Lineage: Eukaryota; Fungi; Basidiomycota; Agaricomycetes; Corticiales; Punctulariaceae
Product: Aldo/keto reductase
Exons: 10
Coding region: 18-968 (316 amino acids)
Molecular function (GO): oxidoreductase activity
Source: RefSeq, a predicted model, not a curated record